AUGCAGGGCCCCAACCGCGACGACAACGAAGGCUCAGGCAGCCUGGUGGGAGGCGCUGGGUCACCCAGUGGCCCAGGGGCCCCAUGGGCCCUGGAGACUGGGACAGCGAGGGAGCGGAAAGCGCUGCAGCUGAGGGAGAUCCCCAGGUCGACAGGGCAUCACCCGACUCAGGGCAGGCUGGAGAGGCCUUUGCCUCCGACAGAGACCUGGGAAGCCAGUGCCGUCACGGUGCCCUUCCAGUCCGCCGUGGAUGCGGAGGUGGCCCGCAGCUACCUGAUCCCAGGUGCUGCACUCUACCGCGGGAUGGUUCAUUGGGAGCUCACGGUGACUGGCAGUGACCUCCUUAUCCAAUUAACUGCUGAAGACUCUGACCUCCUGCGAAUUUCCACUGUCUCCCUGCUCAUCCAGCUCUUCAUAGUGGCGCAGAUCAUGCAGCACCUUGGGCCCCCCGAUUUUGCUAACUUUCAGCCCAAGAGAGCGGAAUGA
Pteronotus mesoamericanus is the source of this 486-nucleotide messenger RNA. Its product is annotated as EKC/KEOPS complex subunit LAGE3-like. The transcript is spliced from 3 exons. The coding region runs from base 1 to 486 and encodes 161 amino acids. Gene Ontology annotation, cellular component: EKC/KEOPS complex. Lineage: Eukaryota; Metazoa; Chordata; Mammalia; Chiroptera; Mormoopidae. The record is from RefSeq and is a predicted model, not a curated record.